Molecule: messenger RNA, 1274 nt
Organism: Camelina sativa (false flax)
Lineage: Eukaryota; Viridiplantae; Streptophyta; Magnoliopsida; Brassicales; Brassicaceae
Product: bidirectional sugar transporter SWEET13-like
Biological process (GO): carbohydrate transport
Cellular component (GO): membrane
Molecular function (GO): sugar transmembrane transporter activity
Source: RefSeq, a predicted model, not a curated record
CUAGAGAGCUUGGCUUUCAAGGGUUAGAAGAGGCUCCAAGAUCCCUGUCUCUCUCUUUCUGAUCUUGGUCUUUUAAUACUUAUUUUCACAUUCAUAACUUUUCGAUAGUCCGACCAAACAAAGGGAGAAAACAGCAAGAAAUGGCUCUAACUCACAAUGUAUGGGCGUUUGUGUUCGGAAUCAUGGGUAACAUCAUAUCAUUCAUCGUGUUCUUGGCCCCAGUGCCCACUUUUAUACGGAUUGUCAAGAAGAAAUCUACCGAAGGAUUUCAGUCUCUUCCCUAUCUUUCCGCGAUUUUCAGCGCGAUGCUUUGGAUUUACUACGCUAUGCAAAAGGACGGAUCAGGUUUCCUUCUCAUCACCAUAAACGCUGUCGGAUGCGUCAUCGAAACCAUCUACAUCGUCCUCUUUGUAACCUAUGCUAACAAAAAAACCAGAAUAUCCACUCUGAAAGUUCUUGGUCUCUUGAACUUUUUGGGGUUUGCUGUCAUUGUUCUUGUCUGCGAGCUCUUAACCAAAGGUUCCACACGUGAGAAAGUGCUCGGAGGGAUUUGCGUUGGAUUUUCCGUCAGUGUGUUCGCAGCUCCUUUGAGUAUCAUGAGAGUGGUGGUACGUACAAGAAGUGUGGAGUUUAUGCCUUUCUCUUUAUCGUUGUUUCUUACGUUAAGCGCUGUCACGUGGCUAUUCUACGGUCUUGCUAUUAAAGACUUCUACGUUGCGCUUCCAAAUGUAUUGGGCGCGUUCUUAGGAGCUGUUCAAAUGAUUCUCUACAUAAUUUUCAAGUACUACAAAACUCCGGUGGCUCAGAAGACAGACAAAUCCAAAGCGGUUGCGUCCGAAUACUCCAUCGAUAUAGCGAAGCUAACAACCAUUACACCCGGUCCGAUUUCGGAUUCGACGGUUCAUCAAGCGCCUGCUGUUCACAAUGUUCUUGAGACUCAGAUUCAAGUGACCGAGGUCAAGAGCCAGAACAUGAACGAUGGGGAAGACCAGACUAGCAAGGAUGUCCAGAACCAAAACCAAGUUUAAGUAGUGACUCUUUUAUAUAGACUCAUUAAUAAUGCAUUGUUUGAGUUGUGCGCUCUAGCUAACUUUUCUUCUCCCUUUAAUUCGGAUUUUGUGGUCUUCGUCUCUUUUAUUUAGUUCUCUCAUGUACCACUCCUUUUCUUUUCUUUUUUUCUCAUCAUUUUCUUUCCAGGUAUCUGGAAAUUGUGCUAUGAUCAAUAAAUAAAUUAGUUGUUAAACUAAAUUUAUAAUAGAUUUGAAUGAUCUCUA